This is a messenger RNA of Haemonchus placei, 492 nucleotides long. Lineage: Eukaryota; Metazoa; Nematoda; Chromadorea; Rhabditida; Trichostrongylidae. The record is from the annotation of a GenBank genome assembly.
AUGGUCCUUCGACUAGAUGCAAAGCCGCAGGAAAUGGUAUUGAAGGAAGUCACCGGAAAAAGAGAGCCGGUUGAUCGGGCCAAUCUCCUCAACGUCGACAACAAAAAUUGGCAAUCGAUUGUUUGCCGACGAUGUGAUUCACUUAUACUUUUCGAGGACAAAGUAGACCUCCUAGAAGAUGGCUAUACGGCCAAGCUUCCAGUGAUGACCCCAGGCGCUACGAACACGAGGGACACGGAGGAUAUUUCAUGGUGGUGGCAUUGCACCGAUGAUUUCGAAUUUGAUACGAUUGGCUACGCUGUUCCCAUGGUCGAUAACAAAAAGGUUUUAGUUUGUGGACAUUGUGAAUUUGGCCCAAUUGGACUACGAAGUGCUGAUGCAAAAGAAUUUUGGGUUGCUGUGGAAAGAGUAAGCUAUGCUGACAAACCAGCACCCAAAGGACAUAAGAUUGUUGCGAGGAAAGCGAAGAAGACGAUUGCAUCAGCGACUUGA